Messenger RNA from Fomitopsis serialis, 912 nucleotides. RefSeq lists its product as uncharacterized. The transcript has 4 exons. The record is from RefSeq and is a predicted model, not a curated record. NCBI's taxonomy places the organism in Eukaryota, Fungi, Basidiomycota, Agaricomycetes, Polyporales, Fomitopsidaceae. Bases 1 to 912 code for a protein of 303 amino acids.
AUGCCGCAUGCGGGGGCAAGCGGACAGCCCACAACACCCCGGUUCAAGAGCCCUACCGGCAUCGAGAUAGAAGAGCCUGGAGACUACCCACCAGCGAGUCCGGCCCCACAUAUUGCCCACGUAUUCACGCACAUUAUUGAACUCACAGGAACACCGACUCAUCGUUGCUGGGGCCCGAACACGAGUAUGAAGAGGAACCUGCCGAUCAUUAUGCCCCACCACCAGAGGAACCAUAUGAGCGCACCCUCGAUCCCUCCCUCCGCCGCGCCUUCUAGGAGAGCAACAGUCCGCCCUUGUCCCCCUGCUGCUGUGCAGCGGUACAGGGAGUCUGGCCGAGGAACCCUUGGCUUUGAAGACGCCGAGCGCGAACGAAACGAAAAAUUCGCGGAGCUCGAACGACGGAUCACGGAUACCCUCUGGACCUUUGUGGAAACCGAAGCCCCUCGCGAUCAAGCAUUCCGAGAAAAUGAAGACGAGAGACAGCGCAUCUUCGAGGAUCACGAAGCUCGCCGCGAAUGGGAGGCCGCCGACGACGAGACGCGGUUGCCCCCACCACCUGAGCCAGUCGCAGAACCUAGGCUAUCCGCACCAGAGUCGAUCCGUUCCGUGGCACAAAACGCCGCUUCUCGUCAUACUCAAGAGAUUCUGGAUACUGUUCGGGAGGAGCGCGAGGAGUUUAUCAGGGAGUGGGAGCUUACCGAGGCCAAACGCGAAUGUCAACAGGCGCAAAUGGAAGCUGAACGCGCGCGUUACAACGAAGACCGGGAGGACCGGAUCCGUUCCCUGGAAGAAGAGCUUGCCUCUGUCCGUGCGGAGCUGGAGAAUGAACGCCAGCUGCGAUUGGUGGUGGAGUGUGAACGUCGUGAGCGGGAGCAUAUAGAGAUGGUGAUGAAGCUACGCGCGCCCAGCUGA